Cherax quadricarinatus is the source of this 1426-nucleotide messenger RNA. Its product is annotated as cuticle protein AMP2. NCBI's taxonomy places the organism in Eukaryota, Metazoa, Arthropoda, Malacostraca, Decapoda, Parastacidae. The record is from RefSeq and is a predicted model, not a curated record.
AGAGGCUAAACCUCCCUCGGCCUCGGCUCGGGGUAUAUAAGCAGGGCGCGAGUUCUCAUAGGGCAUCAUCUUCCUCCUCUUCCUCCUUCCCAAGUCAUCUCUCCGCCAGCUCAGCCAACAUGAAGUUUGUGGUCCUCGCCUGCCUGGCCGCCGUCGCCGCCGCCGCCCCGCAGCAGUUCAGCCGACCAAUUGAUCAGGGAAGACCCGAAUACAAACACAUCGAAAUCCUCAGAGACGAGCGGGAGGACCGUGGUGAUGGCAACUUCCGCUACGAGUUUGAGACAGAGAAUGGCAUCCAUGUCAACGCUGUCGGCACGCCUGGCUCUCAGGGCCAGAGCAACAUUGAAGGAUUCUUCAGGUUCCCUCUCGAUGACGGCACCAUCGGUGAGGUCCAGUACGUCGCUGACGAGCUCGGCUACCGCCCACAGUCCAACCUCAUCCCCACGGGCCCCCCCCUCCCUGCUCACGCCAUCGAACAGAUCCGCCUCGCCGAGGAGCUCCGUCGCCAGGGCGUCGAGUGGGACCAGUAUGGAUUCAGAAUCAACAGAAAGUGAGCAUUGCGGCAGAUCCAGGAGCCCUUGUACAGCGCUGACCAGGCUUGACGCGGAGCCCCCGACGAUAGCGGCAAUGUAGCUAGCGUCGGGCACUUGGGAUUCGUGUAGAACGACGGUAUUGUAGAUUAUCGCAAACGCUUAUCGUAACCACAUCUACACAAAAACACACAUCAAAAUACCAGCAGCUCUCCUAAAAAACACACACACAUAGUAUUAAAAAAACACCUAUUCUAAAUAGCUUUAAUAGUUACUGUUAUAUACUCAAUAAGCACAAUACAAACAUCCACAUGAUAGCAUCAACACUCUUAGUCCGGUGGCUGACCACAUCACCCACAAGUUGAUAUCAGAGGUAUGUUAAUUGUCACAUGCGCAGGCGCCCUCUGACAUACCUACUGGGUUCUCUCAGCAUACCACACUCAUACAUACCCUCCCUUUCUUUCAACUCCCUCCUUCUCCCCUACCCAAACUUGUCGGUUUUCAAAACAAUUCAUCACAACUUAAUACUAAAUCUGAAUCGGUGUAAAUAAACCCAACGAUUGCAGGUUUCAGUCGUUUUUUUUUUUUUAACAGACUUAGCAUUCUUGGUUUCACAGCCAGUAUAUCGAGCAUUACAACAUUUUCUUUCUUUCCACCAAAACACAGUUCAAUUCAGUGAAACCAUUCAGAUACCCCAGUUAUCACAGAUACCAUAAUUAUCAGCAGUUUUCAAAGUGGUUAGAGAGGUGCCGGACUCACCAACACAACACUUUCUUCUCUCCCUGAAGACCAACACUACAGCGGAUUCAAGACAAAAACGCAGCUGUGAAGUACUAUACCAAGGUAUAUAUUUAUUUACAUGCUGAGCACAUCAAAUAAAAUUAUAUUGAUGCAAU